Messenger RNA from Aspergillus versicolor CBS 583.65, 609 nucleotides. RefSeq lists its product as uncharacterized. The record is from RefSeq and is a predicted model, not a curated record. The transcript has a single exon. NCBI's taxonomy places the organism in Eukaryota, Fungi, Ascomycota, Eurotiomycetes, Eurotiales, Aspergillaceae. Bases 159 to 473 code for a protein of 104 amino acids.
CGUGUUUCCCCAUACAUUCCACCUUCAUUUCUUCCUCUCUGCGCACAUCAUCUUCUCUAGCAGCGCACCACCCAACGCUGGCAUCCUAUCUAAACGCGUCUCAAUUGCUGCGCGAUGAGACAUUGCAUACAUUAUCAUAUAUAACGGCCGUUAAUUGUAUGUCUACACGGGCUGGCGCGUCUAGCUCCCGCGCGCCGUGUUAUCCAUCCCGUCAAUUAAGAGACGAGUCGGCCGGCUGUUCUUUCAACGACGCCGCCAAUUGCGUUCUGCGACUCGGCCCUUCCUGGAUAACGCUUUGGUUCUCUUUCUUCGCUUUUGUCAUCUUUGCUUUCCGGCGCAGAACAAAGCAACUUGGGGUGGUGGCGGCUGCCUUGUCUGGACCAGCCGGGCGGUUCUUUCACCUUUUCCAGCCAUCGCGCAAACGACCUUGGUGUUACUCAAGUCGCAGUGUUGCCUCGUCUUUUGGAGCAUAAUUAUUUGAAUAUUUCCUUUCGCGCUCUCGCUCCAGAUUGCUACAGCUACUUGUUUUAUUUUCGAGCUUUACACCUAUAUCCCCAAUCUUAUUGGCAACCUGCUUCGAUAGCAGUUGAUCAUUCUCAAACUGUAUGU